GCAAACAGCGAAUGUCCUCGAUAAUGCUUCCAACUGGCAGGCGCUCGGCACCCGCCUCCUCUUCCUCAACCCCCCACGCUCGAUCUCCUCUCGAUUCUCAACAAAGUAAAAUAAAACUGGGAUUCUUUCAUUCAGGACUGAUAUACGCAAUUCAUAACGUGGGUGUCUUCAGCAUAACCUCUCGAAUAUCAUAACCUACGGGGUGGUAGUGAAACUGCAAAGGAAUUCGGUGAUUUCUCCAGUUGUUGAAAAGUCUAGCAUGGCUGUGGAAACGUCAACAAACAGGGCUCAUUCUGGCAAGAAGAAGCUGGGGAAAGUUCCUAAGAGAAUUUCCAAGGCUGAGAGAGAGAAAACAAAGCGUGAACAUUUGAAUGAACUCUUUCUUGCUUUAUCUAAUGCUUUAGAAUUAUCUGAGCAAAACAAUGGUAAGGCCUCUCUAUUGGAUGAGGCAAUUCAUGUGGUGAAGAACACGCUAGAUGAGAUCGACAGUCUCAGAAAAGAAAAUGCAGCUUUGUUAUCUGGAUCCCAGUAUGUAAGCAUGGAGAAAAAGGAGCUCCAAGAUGAGAAUUCUGCUCUGGAAGCUCAAAUUGGUAAACUGCAAUGUGCACUCAAGGGGAGGGUUUCUGGUUCGCAACUCAACCUAAAUGUAGCCCCACCUGAAUGUGAGCUUCAAGAUCUGGAGUCACUUGGUGAUGAUCAUCAUCAUAGAUUGGCUUGUAUGGAACCGGCUGCUAAUCCUUUAUAUCUUGUCCCCAUCUGCUAUCAAGAGCUUGCUACGACAGAACUUGCAGGUAAGCCCAUGCCGGUUGUGAGCAAACCCCAUCCUAGAUAUCUUACUGCAGCAGACACGUGGUCGUCCGAUUUCUUGAAAACCAAUCAAAGUUAGGUGUGGAAUUUGGAUAAGGUGAUAGAAAUACAGGUGGAUGUGCAGGAGGAAGGCUAUGGCAAUGGAAACUAUGUGAUCUACAGUUUUAGUCUGCUAAAAAACUCAUCUUCGAUCUUCUAUCACCUUUCAGUACAUAAACUUGGAUAAUUUUCCUAAUGUGGGGAAUAGACACGAUAAAUUUUGCCAUAAUUUUAAGAAUGAUUUUAAAUCUUGCGAAAAUUGUAUAGUUUGUCAUGACAUUACUUGAAUAGCAAGUUAGUUUCCAACUAGGAGGAAGUAGCUGGUGACAAAAGUAACUAAACUUUUGUUAAGUCGAUAUGUGAUCCCCGUGAAAACAUAUCUCACUUCAAGGUUCUAGACGUUGGUUCAAGUUGUGAAGCUAUCUAAUUUAAUAAAGUUGAACAUUUGAGGUCACAUAAUAUGACAAUU
Molecule: messenger RNA, 1315 nt
Organism: Olea europaea var. sylvestris
Lineage: Eukaryota; Viridiplantae; Streptophyta; Magnoliopsida; Lamiales; Oleaceae
Product: transcription factor bHLH47-like
Exons: 5
Coding region: 260-886 (208 amino acids)
Molecular function (GO): protein dimerization activity
Source: RefSeq, a predicted model, not a curated record